UCCGCGCGGCAUUAGCGGCCGCGGCGGCGCGACUGGAGGGUGGGAGGAGGCGCAGCGGCUGGCGGGCGGGGGCGCUGGGACGCGGCUGGGGCUCCCGCCCGAGGUUCCUGCUGAGCGCUUGGGACCGCGAACCCCCGCGCGAGGAACUAGCGAGCACCGGAGCCAACGAGUGCUGAGUGGGCAGCGGGUGGAGCGGAGCCGCCGGGCGGAGCGGGCUCAGAGCCCGGGUCUCCGCGGCUCGGCUCGGGACCCGGCGGCGGGGACGGCGAUGUUCCACUGCAUCCCCCUGUGGCGGUGCAACCGUCAUGUGGAGACCAUCGACAAGCGCCACUGCUCGCUGGUCUACGUCCCCGAGGAGAUCUACCGCUACGCCCGCAGCCUGGAGGAGCUGCUGCUGGACGCCAACCAGCUCCGCGAGCUGCCCGAGCAAUUUUUCCAGCUAGUCAAAUUACGAAAGCUUGGACUUAGUGAUAAUGAAAUUCAGCGGCUCCCUCCAGAAAUAGCGAACUUCAUGCAGCUGGUGGAACUUGAUGUGUCUCGAAAUGAUAUUCCUGAAAUUCCAGAAAGCAUCUCAUUCUGUAAAGCACUACAGAUAGCUGACUUCAGCGGAAACCCACUGACUAGAUUGCCGGAAAGCUUUCCUGAAUUACAGAAUUUGACGUGUCUUUCCGUAAAUGACAUCUCACUGCAGUCCCUGCCUGAAAAUAUUGGCAAUCUUUAUAACCUGGCUUCCCUGGAACUGAGAGAGAAUCUUCUUACAUAUCUUCCUGACUCUCUUACCCAGCUGCGGAGACUAGAAGAACUUGAUUUAGGAAACAAUGAGAUAUAUAAUUUGCCAGAAUCAAUUGGAGCUCUCUUACAUCUAAAGGAUCUCUGGUUGGAUGGAAAUCAGCUGUCAGAAUUACCUCAGGAAAUAGGAAAUCUGAAGAACCUGCUGUGCUUAGAUGUCUCUGAAAACAGGUUGGAAAGACUUCCUGAAGAAAUCAGUGGCCUGACUUCAUUAACGGAUUUAGUCAUUUCCCAGAACUUACUAGAAAUGAUUCCGGAUGGCAUCGGAAAACUAAAGAAACUGUCGAUCUUGAAGGUGGAUCAGAACAGACUCACACAGUUGCCUGAAGCAGUUGGGGACUGUGAAAGCCUCACUGAAUUAGUUCUUACAGAAAACCGGCUCCUGACCUUACCUAAGAGCAUUGGAAAACUUAAGAAGUUGAGCAACUUGAAUGCAGACAGAAAUAAAUUAAUGUCUUUACCAAAAGAGAUUGGAGGGUGCUGCAGCCUCACUGUGUUCUGUGUGCGUGACAAUAGACUAACUCGGAUACCUGCGGAGGUGUCUCAGGCCACAGAGCUUCAUGUCCUGGAUGUGGCAGGGAACAGGCUGUUACAUCUGCCUUUAUCCCUGACCGCCCUGAAGCUGAAGGCUUUGUGGUUGUCUGACAACCAAUCCCAGCCCCUGCUCACAUUCCAGACGGACACAGAUCACACCACAGGAGAGAAGAUUUUGACCUGUGUCUUGCUUCCUCAGCUGCCUUCUGAACCUACUUGCCAAGAGAACCUGCCUCGCUGUGGGGCACUGGAGAGCUUGGUGAAUGAUGUCCCAGAUGAGGCCUGGAAUGAGCGUGCGGUCAACAGAGUCAGUGCAAUCCGAUUUCUGGAAGAUGAAAGAGACGAAGAAGACAAUGAAACGAGAACACUUCUGCGGCGAGCCACUCCACACCCAGGGGAGCUAAAGAACAUGAAAAAGACAGUGGAGAAUUUACGGAAUGACAUGAAUGCUGCUAAAGGACUGGAUUCAAACAAAAACGAGGUCAAUCACGCCAUUGACCGAGUGACCACUUCUGUAUAGAAUUUCACCUCCGAAUUUUACCUCCCGUGUCUUCCCCUGCUGUUGAGAUCCUAUCUCCUUCCUACCGAGGAGCCUCGCGCAGUCCUGGAGCUUCCCCGGAACGUGGGCACGUGCGCGUCACUGCCCUGGAACGUGGG
Molecule: messenger RNA, 1980 nt
Organism: Odobenus rosmarus divergens (Pacific walrus)
Lineage: Eukaryota; Metazoa; Chordata; Mammalia; Carnivora; Odobenidae
Gene: LRRC1
Product: leucine rich repeat containing 1
Exons: 14
Coding region: 269-1843 (524 amino acids)
Biological process (GO): neurotransmitter receptor transport, endosome to postsynaptic membrane; neurotransmitter receptor transport postsynaptic membrane to endosome
Cellular component (GO): adherens junction; postsynaptic membrane; postsynaptic density
Molecular function (GO): protein binding
Source: RefSeq, a predicted model, not a curated record